CCCCUAGUUGGAUGGUGCCCCGCUGCCCCAGUUAAAAAACCAAAAUGUUAACAAGUUGUUCAUUUUCCUUUAUUACACUUUUCAUGUGGAGAGGGAUAAUUUACUCUGUGUUUGAAUCCUGUUUGUGAGGGAGGGUGUGUGUUUGUGAUUAGCUGGGGAAUGAGAUUCCAUUUGGAUUAACACACAUGAGAGAGAACUGACAGAACCUGAUGAACAGGGCUGGUGCAAAACUGCUGACAGAUCAGCCAAUCACACCUCAGUGGUACAAUGCUGCCCCCUGCAGGAAGUGCUGUCUCUGAUAAUCAGGUGUGUUUAACAGGAAGAGGGAAGUACAGUUUCUCACAUACAGGCUGGUCAGUUUCACUGGGGAUCUUAUGAUAUGAUUUCACUGUAUAUUUUUCAGAAAUUAAGGACUUAUAAUUAUUACCUAUAAUUAUUCUGAAUUAGUAAUAAAAAACAAUGGGGGAGAGCAGAGAUUUGGGCCGAAAUCAGAAACAGUACUAUGACUUGCAGUUUGUUCUGACAGCAGUAAGUGAAAGUUAAACUAAACUGCAGGUUUAGCUGAAGUCAUUACCGAGCUCAGAUCUGAGAAAGACAGAAUGGCGUCUGGAUCUUCUCUCCUGGAAGAGGAGCUCUCCUGUCCUGUUUGCUUUGAAAUCUUCAGGGAUCCGGUUGUCCUGAGUUGCCAUCACAGCUUCUGUAGGGCCUGUCUGCAGAAGAACUGGGAACAGAAGGGAUCUCGGGAGUGUCCAGUGUGCAGAAGAAGAUCUUCUAUGAAUCCACCUCUCCCUAACAUGUCUCUGAGGAAUAUCUGUGAGGCAUUCUUAAAGGAGAGAAGUCAGAGAGCUAAAGCAGGAUCUGAAGUGCUCUGCAGUCUGCACUGUGAGAAACUCAAACUCUUCUGUUUUGAGGAUGAAAUACCCGUCUGCCUUGUCUGCCAAACUUCAAAAAAACAUGAAAACCACAAAGUGCGACCAGUUCAGGAGGCUGCAGAAGAGUAUAAGGGGAAACUCAGGACUGCACUGGCUCCACUGCAGAAGAAGCUAAAAGCCUUUAAUGAAGUGAAAUUAGUCUGUGAUCAAACAGCAGAGCACAUCAAGAGCCAGGCCCAUCACACAGAGAGACAGAUAAAGAUGGAGUUUGGAAAACUUCAGCGGUUCCUAAAAGAUGAAGAGGCAGCCAGGAUCGCUGCACUGAAGCAGGAAGAGGAGCAGAAGAGUCAGAUGAUGAAGGAGAAGAUUGAGAAGAUGACAGAAGAGAUAUCAUCCCUUUCAGAACAAAUCAGAGCCAUAGAACAGGAGCUGGGAGCUGAAGACGUCUCAUUCCUGCAGAGCUACAAGGACACAGAAGGCAGAGCCCAGUGCACACUGGCGGAUCCAGAGAAGGUCUCAGGAGCGUUGAUUGAUGUGGCCAAGCACCUGGGCAAUCUGAAGUACAGAGUGUGGGAGAAGAUGCUGGGGACUGUUCAAUACACUCCUGUGACUCUGGACCCAAACACAGCACAUCCCAAACUCUCACUGUCUGAGGAUCUGACCAGGGUGAGACUCAGUGAUGAGAGACAGCAGGUUCCUGAUAAUCCAGAGAGAUUUGAUUGGUGGCCGUGGUGUGUGCUGGGCUCUGAGGGAUUCAGCUCAGGGAGACACUGCUGGGAUGUAGAAGUGGGGGGUGAGGCCUGGGUGGUGGGUGUGGCUAAAGAGUCCAUCAGAAGGAAAGGGAAUGUGAAUGCGAGCCCAGCAGGAGGAGUGUGGUGUAUACUGCAGCGUUCUCAGCGUUAUGAAGCCGUGACAUCCCCAGUCCCUACACCCCUCACUGUGUGGAGGGAACUCCAGAGGGUCAGAGUGCAGCUGGACUGGGACAGGGGGGAGGUGUCAAUCUCUGACCCCAGUGACAACACUCCUCUCUACACUUUUAAACACUCCUUCACUGAGAGUGUCUUUCCAUUCUUUAUUACUACGAAAGGGGGGUCACAUUUGCAGAUCUGUCCACUGAAGGUUUCUGUAACAGUGGAAUAGCACUGAGGGAUUGUGGGUAAAGAUCAGAUCUCAAUGAUUCUGUGUUUGCAGACUGUAUUGCCAUUCAGAUAUUAAUCUAGUAAAGAAAUGUUUAUUUAAUAAGUGUGUUGUUUCUUUGACAUAGUCUCAUAAUGUUAAUUUAGGGAGUAAAGCAUUUAAUUGUGUGUUGAGCUGAUUGGUCGUACCUGCAGCACAGUACCCUGAGUACAGAGGAGAGACUGAGUCUCAGAGCACUGCAGGGAGAUCAGAGCUUUUCACUGCUUACCUGCAUCAUGGACCAGCACUGCAUGAUUACUGAGCAACAUGAUGUGGGUGUGCG
Anguilla rostrata (American eel) is the source of this 2331-nucleotide messenger RNA. Its product is annotated as E3 ubiquitin-protein ligase TRIM35-like. Gene Ontology annotation, molecular function: zinc ion binding; protein binding; ubiquitin protein ligase activity. Gene Ontology annotation, cellular component: cytoplasm. The record is from RefSeq and is a predicted model, not a curated record. Gene Ontology annotation, biological process: protein ubiquitination. The coding region runs from base 600 to 2012 and encodes 470 amino acids. NCBI's taxonomy places the organism in Eukaryota, Metazoa, Chordata, Actinopteri, Anguilliformes, Anguillidae. The transcript is spliced from 6 exons.